CACUACCCACCUAAAUAAUACAGCGAUACUGUGGCUUUUACGGGAAAUCUGGACGUACACACGGACAUGGAUCCAUUCCCGCCCUAUAUGAGUGGAUUAUAAACACACACGGUUGAAAGAAUGAAGAUGCCAGAGGCUGGGAGUUAGAGCCCCCCCCCCCAACACAGAGAGCAUCUUCCAGGGCUGGGGCUGGACCCAGAGACCCCUGCCUGAGGGGUGAAGGGCCCUGACAGCCCUGUGUGAGUCUGGACCAUGGGGGAUGGAGGUGGCGGUGCAGCUGGAGGAGAUGGGGUGAACAAGUCCCACGUCCUGUUCGACAACUUCGUCCAGGCGAGCACCUGCAAGGGCACGCUCAAGGCCUUCCAGGAGCUGUGCGACCACCUGGACGUCAAGCCCACCGAGUCCAGGAUCUUCUAUCAUAAGCUCAAGUCCAAACUCAACUACUGGAAGGCCAAGGCGCUCUGGGCAAAGUUAGACAAGAGGGCCAGCCAGAAGGAAUACAAGAAGGGCCGCGCUUGUGCCAGCUCAAAGUGUCUGAUCAUUGGUGCGGGACCAUGCGGCUUACGUACAGCCAUCGAGCUGGCGUUCCUGGGGGCCAAAGUGGUGCUGCUGGAGAAGAGAGACGCCUUCUCAAGGAACAAUGUGCUGCACCUAUGGCCCUUCACUAUCCAGGACCUCAGGGGCCUUGGGGCCAAGAAGUUCUAUGGAAAGUUCUGUGCUGGUGCUAUCGAUCAUAUCAGUAUCCGUCAGCUUCAGCUAAUGCUGCUCAAAAUGGCUCUCCUGCUGGGCAUUGAGAUCCAUGUAAACGUAGAGUUCAAGGGUCUAAUUGAGCCUCCGGAAGAUCAAGAGACUGAAAGGAUAGGUUGGAGGGCUGAGGUCCACCCCAGGACACACCCUGUCAAUGAGCUGGAGUUUGAUGUCAUCAUUGGAGCGGACGGAAGGAGAAACACGCUACCAGGGUUUCGGCGUAAGGAAUUCCGGGGCAAGCUCGCCAUCGCCAUCACUGCUAACUUCAUCAACAGGAACACGACAGCAGAGGCGAAGGUUGAGGAGAUCAGCGGGGUGGCCUUCAUCUUCAACCAGAAGUUCUUUCAAGACCUCAGAGAAGCAACAGGUAUUGACCUGGAAAACAUUGUCUACUACAAGGAUGACACGCACUACUUUGUGAUGACUGCCAAAAAACAGAGCCUGCUGGAGAAAGGAGUCAUUCUGAAUGACUAUGCGGACACGGAGCUGCUGCUGUCCAGGGCUAACGUGGAUCAGGCCGCCCUGCUGUCUUAUGCCCGUGAGGCUGCCGAUUUCUCCACCAACCACCAGCUGCCCACUCUAGACUUUGCCAUCAACCACUACGGCCAGCCCGACGUAGCCAUGUUCGACUUUACCUGCAUGUACGCCUCAGAGAACGCCGCCAUGGUGCGUCAACGCAAUGGUCACAAGCUGCUGGUGGCGCUCGUGGGCGACAGCCUGUUGGAGCCCUUCUGGCCCAUGGGCACCGGCAUCGCCCGAGGUUUCCUGGCAGCCAUGGACUCGGGCUGGAUGGUGAGGAGCUGGGCUCAGGGAAAAACCCCUCUUGAGGUGCUGGCUGAGAGGGAGAGUAUAUACCGUCUACUGCCCCAAACCACACCAGAAAACGUCAGCAAGAACUUCAGCCAGUACAGCGUGGAUCCCACCACACGUUACCCCAACAUUAGCCUUAACUUCCUCAAGCCCAGCCAGAUGAGGCACCUCUGUGACACAGGGGAGUCCAGGGAAAUGCGCAUUGAAAUUGAGAAUGUGAUCAACUCGUCAACGCCCAAGUUGUCCAGGAAUGACAAUUGCCUGCUUGACAAGCAGUUGCAAGAAUCCAUAGCUCGAUCCAGUAAACUUCUGAACUGGUGCCAGAGGCAAACGGAGGGGUACAGGAAUGUUAACGUAACGGACCUGACUAUGUCUUGGAAGAGUGGCCUGGCUCUGUGCGCCCUCAUUGACCGAUACAGGCCGGAUCUCAUCGACUUUGAUUCCCUGGACGAGCGGGACCAGGAGAAGAACAACCAGUUGGGUUUUGACGUGGCCGAGAGGGAAUUUGGCAUCUCGCCCUGCAUGACUGGCAAGGAGAUGUCUUCUGUGGUGGAGCCAGACAAACUCUCUAUGGUCAUGUACCUCAGCCAGUUCUAUGAGAUGUUUAAGGACACAGUGCCACCUGGAGAUAAUCACAACUUGAGUCCUGAGGAGAAGGCAGCACUGAUAGCAAGCACCAAAUCUCCCAUCUCCUUCCUAAGCAAACUUGGUCAGAGCAUAGCAAUUUCCAGGAAGCGAAAUCCAAAGGACAAAAAAGAGAAGGAUGUUGACGGUUUGGGGAAGAGAAGGAAAACCAGCCAGUCUGAAGAUGAGGAGGCAUCCAGGAGCGCUCGUGACGACAGGUCGUCUGUCCCAGCUAUCCUGACGGAGAGAAAAAUGGACUCCUCCGCUGCGGGGAACCACAACAAAGUCAAGGUCAUGGCCACCCAGCUGCUCGCCAAGUUUGAGGAGAACGCUCCAGCGCAGCACACAGGACUCAAGCGACAGGGGGAGUCUCUGCCCAAUCUGGACUGCCUUUUGCCCCCUACCCUGCCUCAAACCCCUGUGAAUGAGCCAGUGUACCUGGCACCCGUCCCCGCAUGGAGAAAGGCCAGGAGUGGUGCAGACCAACAGUCCAGCUCGGGCUCUCGGAGCUGCCCAAAGAAAACCAUUCUGCUCCCUUCUUCCUCCUCCACUUCCUCGCUCUCUCUUCACUCAGAGCAUUUGUGUAAAAGUCCGGAGGAAGAGGAACUUGAAUACUACGAGAUGCCUCUGAAAUACGGGGAGUGGGAGCCGCUGCACCUGACAGACCCAGGACCCAUUCAUAUACCUGGUAUACAGGAGAGGGCUGAGCGCCUGAUCUCCAGGUUUAAGGGCAAACCUGAUAGGCCACCAAAGCCUAAGAAAAAGCCGUCCAGUUUCUUUUUAGAGCAGUGGAACUUGUCUCGUGACCUGACUGAGAGUCCUCAUUCACAACUGUCCUCUCCGGGCUCUUCCAGAAAGGAGCCCGUAAUGCCUCUGCAAUCUGAUGAUAAAAUGCCGUUAUAUGUGCUUAGUAUUCAGGAGAGGGCCGAGCAACUUGCCUCUCAGUUUGAGGGCAAGCCAGUCGGACCACAGCCUAAGAAAAAACCCUCGCGUUUUUUUAUGGAACAAUGGCACCUGGCCCGAGCCCAGUCUCCCCCUGGUUCUCCCUCCUCCUCCUCCUCCUCCUCGAGACAGCGCUAUGUAAGGAUGUACACAGGUGGAGUUAGCUCAUUGGCUGAGCAGAUAGCCAAUCAGCUUCAGUCUCAGGAAGAUCCUAAGCCCCUACCUGAAAAGAGGGAUUCGGGCUCCCUCAGAAAAGAGUUCCCCGUCAACAUCGGUGGCAGCGAUGUGUGCUUCUUCUGUCGAAAGCGCGUAUAUGUGAUGGAGAGGCUGAGUGCGGAGGGGAAGUUCUUCCAUCGCAGCUGCUUCAAGUGUGACUACUGUGGCACGACGCUACGGCUGUCCUCCUAUGCCUUUGAUGUGGAGGACGGGAAAUUUUACUGCAAGCCCCACUACUGUUACCGCCUGUCUGGCUAUGCUCAGAGAAAGAGGCCUGCUCCCUCCCCUGCUCCAGUUCCUGCUAAGGAGAACCAGGCGCCCCAAACCCCUAUGGCGACCGUGGAUGCCCCCGGAAGGGCGGUGGCAGCGGCAGCCCCCUCGGCCGAGCUCCAGCCCUCAGUACCGGAGGUCAACGGCCUGCAGGAGCCCAGCUUAGCUAAACGUCUGCGUGGAACUCCUGAGCGCAUCGAGUUGGAGAACUACCGUCUGUCCCUGCAGAGGGAGGAGGAGCUGGAGGAGGUGCCAGAGGAGACACUGGCAGAGCAUAAUCUCAGCAGCGUGCUGGACAAGGCCACAGAUGCUGACCUGGGCUCCAGUAGCUCAGAGUCAGACAUGGAGGAGGAGGAUGAGCAGGAGGAUCAGGAGCAGGAGGAGGUGGAGGUGGAGGUGGAGCAGCAACCUACCAGCCCGUCAGACCUCGGUGGCGUUCCCUGGAAGGAGGCUGUAGAGCUCCACGCCAAACUGAGGGGCGACCACGGCGGGGAGGAAGAGGGCGAGGCUCUGGCUGACGCAGUCAGCAGAGACGGGGAAGUAGAUGAGGAGGAGGAAGAGGAUGAGGAGGAAGAUGAGGAUGAAGAGGAUGAGGAGUCAAGCGAUGAGGGCGAUUACUGCCCCUGGGAUAGAGAGCUCCAGUCAGGCCUUUGGCUGGAGAAGUACCUCACAGAUGAAGAGGAUGUUGGUACAUUUAAAGCCAGGAACCUACAGAUCCAACAGGUUCUGCAGCCUGUGGAUCCUCAGGCCAUUCCAGGUUUGGUGAGAACGCACCUGGAGUCUGAGGGAGACAAGGAUGGCCAGGCGGCCUCAGCCUCCCAACUCUCCCAACCCUCUGAGCUCACGCAGCCCUCCUCCACAGCCCCUGCCCACACAUCCGCCCGACACGAGGCAGUGAGAGUCUGGUUGGAGUCCAUGUCUGGAGAGCCCUGUGACGAGGAUCUGGAGGCAGAAGCAGACAGUCCAGAUAUGGAGCCUGGAACAGAGAUGGAUCAAGAUGACAUCCCUUCAGAUGCAGAAGCUGAGGCUCGUUUGCAUCAGUCAGAGCAUGCUGAAGUGGUUCCUGAAGAAGACAAGAAAUCAGAAAGUCUGAAAAUGUCCUCCAGUAUUGAGCCAUCCAGUGUCAGCCCCAUGCAGAAGGAAGAUGUUGUUCUUUCCCCACUCAAACCAUUCCCAGAGCUUGAAACACAGAUACCUCUGGUCAAGUCUCCUGGGACCUGCUUCUUCCCAGAACCGUUCAUGCCAGAGGAAACGAAGCCUGACAGCAUGACUCCCUCUCCUCCUCCAGCUGCCAAGAGCCCGGUGUGUCCCUCACCUGUUUCAGUCCAGGAUCCUUCCUCUGCCCCUUCUCCUCCUCUCAGUGCUGCUGCUGCUGUCCCUGCCUCACCCCUGCCCAGUUCAACCGCCAAAUCACCCAUCAGCUCUCCAGUCAAUCCCGCCAUCGAGUCACCUGUCAGAUCCCCGGUCAAAUCGCCCACUGGCUCCCCAAUCCGCUCUCAGCCCACUCCCUUACCAGAGACUUGCACACCUAAAUCUCCUGUCUACCCUCACCGCUCUAUUUGCCCUCUCACAGGCAACCCCCUCUCCCCAAUCUGCGCUCAGCCUUUGCCCUGCCAGGAACCAUCGUCACCCCUCACCUCUGACUCUCCCGUCAGAACUCAGCCUGUCCCCGGAGUCACCUCCACGCCCAUGACCAAAGCAGACAAGGACACCCCUGAGCCCUCAAAAUCCAUAGAUUCCUCAACAGAGGACACUCCAUCUAAAAAGACAGAUAUCAUUGAGGAAUUUUGGUUAAAGAGUGCUGAGAUCAGGAAGAGCCUCGGUCUGACACCUUUGGACCGCAGUAGUAAAGUCUUAGAAAAGAGUGUCGUUAAGGCUCCAACGCAGGACUCCACCCCUGUCACGACACGGUCUCCAGAUGUGCCUGAGGAACAGAAGCCUGCUUUUACUGGCCGCUCCGUCAUUCGCAGACUCAACAUCACUCUCGAGGGUCAGGUAAUUACCCCCAUCGCUCCUGCAGAGCCCAAGAGUAAUGGCUCUGAUAAGAGGGACCUCAGCAGCAGCUCUGGCUUGGGGUUGAAUGGGAGCAUGGUCACAAGUCAGACAGCUAACAGUGACAGCUAUAACACAUCUGACUCCACCAUGCUGACUCCGCCCUCCAGCCCACCACCUCCUGUGCCUGCCAAUCAGUCUCCGGCCGUGUUUAGGCAGCAGAGACACCAGGUGUCCUGGAGCAACGGAACAGAAAAACCUGCGUCUGAGCGUGCCAAAGAGCCAGCAAAAACCAAGAGUCCUGUUCCUGCACCGAGGACCCAGCUGAGCCCCGUGUCUGCACCCAAACCUGCACCCAGGAAGGUCUCCUCACCUCAGGCAGGUCCAGAAACAGCUCCAGUGGUUGUCAUGAGGGAGAAGAACAAGAAACCACGGCCGGAAGAGGUGAGGAAGUCAUUUGUGGAGACGGUGGAGGAGAUUCCGUUUGCUGAUGACGUGGAGGAGAGCUAUGAUGAGCGGACACCAGACACGAGCAUGAACAGGUACUACACUCCACCCACCAGCAAGCCCAGCAGGGAGAGACCUCCCCUGCAUCUGGCUCUAGCAAUGGAGAAUGGUAAACCCAAUAUCCCUGUCAACCCAGCCUCUAAGACCCAGAGGGCAACUCAAUUCUCCCCAGAGGCCAAGGAGAUCGCUGAAGAGAGAAUAAGGGCCAGAGAAAAGUCCAUCAAGAGCCAGGCUCUGAAAGACGCCAUGGCCAAGCAGCUAACCAAAAUGAAAGAAUCUGACGUAGACAAGGGUGCCGCACCCAAGGUGGCCUGGAGCGUAACCCCAGAUGCUGCUGGAAAAAGUAAAAAAUCAGCCGUAUCUCCGAAGACAUCAGCCGUGAAAGCCCUGGAGUCGAAGAAGGUGGAGACUGUGCCCGAGCGCUUCUUCAGCAGCAACAAGAGCCUGGACAGCUCCGCUGCUUCGUCAGACGGCUCCACCGCGAGCAAGAGCAAGAAACGAAGUUCCCUCUUCUCGCCACGCAAGAAUAAGAAAGAGAAAAAAGCCAAGAACGACAGCAGCAGGCUCUCCGGCACAGAUGAGACGCCGCCCAAACACAAGUCGCUGUGGAAGGCCGUCUUCUCAGGGUACAAGAAGGAAAAAAAGAAGAAGGACGAUAAAUCGUGUCCGAGCACGCCGUCCUCCAGUUCCACCACUCAGGACUCUGGGAAGAAAACAACAUCACCUCUUGGGAAAUCAUCAGACUUGAAAUCGCGCAGAAACUUGAGCUUCUCCGAGGACUCUGAUCUGUCCUGUGACGAUGUUCUGGAGAGGUCCUCCCAGAAGUCGAAGGCAGAUUCUGUUUAUGUCCCUCACGCACUGGCGUUCAAGAGAUCGUACGCCACAAAGAAAACCUACACGGAAGAAGAGCUGAAUGCCAAGCUGACUCGAAGGGUCCAGAAAGCAGCACGCCGACAAGCCAAGCAGGAGGAACUGAAGAGGCUGCACAGAGCCCAGAUCAUCCAGAGACAGCUGGAGCAGGUGGAGGAGAAGCAGAGGCAGCUGGAGGAGAGGGGCGUAGCUGUGGAGAAAGCGUUGAGAGGAGAAGCAGACUAUUGGGGAGAUUCUAAUUACAGUGAAAUCCUGGACUUGCAUCUGGGCGUUGAGCCCUUUGUGGGGAUGCCACGCCGAAGACCUCUCUCCUUCUGCCCCUGCUGUUCCCCUGAAGGCAUGGGCAAGAAGGACGAUCCCAAGCUAAUGCAAGAGUGGUUCAAACUGGUGCAGGAGAAGAACGCGCUGGUCCGCUAUGAGUCAGAACUCAUGAUAUUUGCCCGGGAGCUGGAGCUGGAGGACCGGCAGAGCCGACUGCAGCAGGAACUCAGGGAGCGAAUGGCUGUGGAAGACCACCUGAAGACGGAGAAGGAGCUCGCUCAAGAGAAGCAGAUCCUGAAUGAGAUGUUGGAGGUGGUGGAGCAGCGCGAUGCCCUGGUGGCCCUCUUGGAGGAGCAGAGGCUUCGGGAGAAGGAGGAGGACAAGGACCUGGAGGCCGUGAUGCUCUCCAAAGGCUUCAACCUCAACUGGGCUUAAACGAGUUGACUCACGCCAGACGGUCUCUGCUUCGCAUGGCCGUGUUUGAUCAGAAUAGUCUGCUGAACACCUGCAGCAGUGAAUGUGUAAAGACCUCCCCCCAACACACGCAAACACUACGACUGCCUCUGACAUUGCAGCAGUCUGCAACGUUUACAUAUCCUCUGCCCAAAGGAAGUCCUAGUUAAUCACUUUGCAGUUUUGCUUGCUCUCUCUCUCUGUGGGUGGAGAGGCGAGUACAUUCACAGCUUUAUCAUCCCAGCCUUGAAGUGGAUCCUCGCAAACAUGGGGAGCGCGGGGGCCUCUGGGCGAAUGUUUCAUUCUGGAUUGUCUAAAGGGAAGGAUGCAGUUCGGUCCUGCUGAUGUAAAGGGAUUGUAUAGAAUUGUGUGUUUGUGUAUAGCUGUGUAGAAGUCUCAGUUUGAGCAGAUGGAGAAGGUCUGCUACGGACAUGUGAUCACAUGGUAGAUGGACUGCAUUCAUAUAGCGCUUUUCUAGUCUUAUCGACUGCUCAAAGCUCUACAACACAAGUCAGCAUUCACCCGUUCACACACACACACGUUCAUACACUUCAUGCAAGGUGCCACAUGCUCAUCAGGAGAGCUCACACACACACACUCACACACUGAUGACACAGCGAUUGGGAGCACUUGGGUGUUCAGUAUCUUGCUUAAAGAUACUUCUUCAUGGGCCAGGGAUCGAACCACAGAUCAUCUGAUUAGUGGAUGACCCUCCUCCAGAGCCGCAGCAGCCCCAAAAUGCUGGAGUGAUGAUUCUGGUCUCAAUCAUUUCAGUUUGGCUGUAGGAAGGACAUCCUUUGCUGAAGCUGCCUUCUAUCCAGCAGCAAACUGACUGACUACACCCUAAUGAACUGCACAGUCACCGUGUUUUUUUCCCCCUCACGGAGUGUUUGAGUCAACACAAAGAGUCCAUUAAAUAUGGCCGUGUUUUUUUGUAUUUAUUAUCUUUGUUUGCUUUUAACAGAUUUUGAUUUUGCAUUUACAGGAGAGUGCCCAGAACCUUGUUAUCUUGCGUCACUCCCAUGCACCCGUAAGCCAUUACAUGUCAGGAUUGAAGGCUGCAGGCAAAUAGAAGAGCUACAUAGGAUGCAGAUUUAUGCUAGAAACGGUGUGAACACAAGCAUUUCAAAUGCCUCGAUAAUGACGGGGAUUCUCAGCGACAUGCCGUUCACUUUACAUCACGCUGACAGUUACCGUUUACAAGUAUUUGUCCAUGUUCAAUAUUGGAUGUUUAUGUUUCCUAAAUGUGGCAAACAGUAGCAAAGCAAACAAACUGCUGCAAGGUUUCAUCUUGGAAGAAACUGUCUCUCCGAGUUCAGAAAGUUUCCUACCGUGUGUUAACAGUGGGAUGUUAUCAUCCAUGAAGCCGAUUGCACUGUCGUUAAUGGGAACAUGACUCAUUUUGUGCCACAGGACUCUGUUGUUGGAUGGGCUGCAUAUCUGAGGAGUACACCACAAGAGCUAACACACUACACAACACUUACAUCAGUAAAUGGCAGUGUUACUACUUUACCCUUGAACAAGAUGCCUUUUUCAUUUUCAGUCUCUGUACUCAAGUUAUGUUUUAUUUUUUUCUGAGCUGACUGGCUUUUGAAAUAGUCACAUCUGUGUUUCCUACUGGAACUGAAGAUGUCUUUUUUUUUUUUCUUUUCCAAAUACUUUUAUACAGGAGAUCCCCUAACAAACAAACAGAUGAUUUUAAAUGGGGCGCUGAAGAAAGUGCUUUAUUAGCAGCUUGCAUCGAGCAGGAUCAUUAUGGUUUAUCAGGUGGACAGUCAAAUCUACUAACCCUUUUGACAACUGUAAAAAUCUACUGGUCACUGUUUUACAGCACAGAAACACUAAAGGUUAUAUUUAUGACUUGGUAUGAGCUGUGAAUACAACAAAACAACAAACGUUGCGUAACUUUAAGAGUCGUUUUAGAUGGUGUGUGAUAAGUUUGACAUGAUUGUAUUGAUAUUUAUUAACAUGUGUGCAAACUGUAUUAUAUGUAAAGAAAAUGAAUCCUAAUUUUUAAACUGUUCUGUUGACACAUGACAUGUAAUGUAAAUGCUUCAUGUAGCUAAAAUACAUAGGGGUGUUGAUUGUAUGCUGAAGACGGCAAUAAAACAAUGCAGUUGUUCU
Molecule: messenger RNA, 9816 nt
Organism: Chelmon rostratus (copperband butterflyfish)
Lineage: Eukaryota; Metazoa; Chordata; Actinopteri; Chaetodontiformes; Chaetodontidae
Gene: mical3a
Product: microtubule associated monooxygenase, calponin and LIM domain containing 3a
Exons: 46
Coding region: 253-7674 (2473 amino acids)
Molecular function (GO): protein binding; FAD binding
Source: RefSeq, a predicted model, not a curated record